UUUGGUAUUGAUCAGGGCGGGGGGCGCGGGAGCAGGUGGCUGCGGCGCGGCAGCUGGGCCGCCAGCCUGUGGUGGCAGAGCCGGUCUCCCUCUGCCUUUGUCGCCAGCCUUUGCCCUGCCCCUCUCCCUGCUCCCGGCCCGCGCACGCUGCCGGCCGGAUUUGCGUCUGGCGCUGCUGCUGCGCGAGGGCCGAGCUCCGUGCUGCCAGCGGCGGGGAAGCGGGUGGCCAGGGGCAGCGAGGACCCCGGCCCAUCAUGGCUGAAGUCAGCAUCGACCAGUCCAAGCUGCCUGGAGUCAAGGAAGUGUGUCGAGACUUUGCUGUCCUGGAGGACCACACCCUGGCCCACAACCUGCAGGAACAGGAGAUUGAGCAUCAUUUGGCAUCAAACAUUCAGCGGAACCGUUUGGUCCAGCAUGAUCUCCAGGUGGCGAAGCAGCUCCAGGAGGAAGAUCUGAGAGCUCAGGCGCAGCUUCAGAAGCGCUACAAAGACCUUGAACAACAAGACUGUGAAAUUGCUCAGGAAAUCCAGGAAAAGCUGGCUAUUGAGGCAGAGAGACGACGCAUUCAGGAGAAGAAGGACGAGGAUAUUGCUCGUCUUUUGCAAGAAAAGGAGUUACAGGAAGAGAAAAAGCGCAAGAAACACUUCCCUGAGUCCUCGGGAGCCAAUGUUUAUGGAGAGAGUUACUAUUAUGAAGAUGGAGACCAGCCACGGUCAAGGAGGGCAAGGGAAUUGGGUUCUGGACUGUCAAGGUCUUGCAAACACCCAAGUAAUGAAAAGACUGUGAAGCAGAGAAAGGAGAAGUCCGAACAUCCGCCGGAGAACUUGGAUGAACUGGAAGACCAUCGUUUAUCAGAGAAAUCUCUGUCCUCUAGCUCAAGCAAAAUGAGGGACCCUCCCCAAAUUAACACUGAGCAGUGUGAAAGGAAAUGGUCUGGCCAUGAGAGGCCCCGGAGACCUCCUCUUCCCAAGAUCAGUGGUGAAGUGUUUCUGAGUACCGAGUUUGAUGACUGGGAGGCCAGCAGUAGCCAUCGAACUCGGAAUUGGGAAAAGCAGUCUGGACACCAAAGCGGACUUCCACCAAAGUCUUCUCGAAAAGCAGGAGCUCACCACAAGGAGGCUGUGUAUGGGAGGGAGCGUGGGCCCAGGGAGCAUGGGCCCAGGGAGCACGGGCCCAGGGAGCACAGGCCCAGGGAGCGCGGAGAGAGGAGGCCCAGGCCCAGGACUCCUCCCUUCUCAGACAGUGAGGAGCUGCUCGAACUCCAUGACACAGGCAUGAAGCCGAGAGCCAUGAAAGAAACAGUCUCUGCUCCGUCACGAGGGGGCCACAGGGGUCAGGAAUGGUACGACGCUGAGAUUGCCAGGAAACUGCAGGAAGAAGAAAUUCUGGCUACCCAGGUGGACGUCAGAGCAGCUCAAGUAGCCCAGGAUGAGGAAAUCGCUAGACUUCUAAUGGCUGAAGAAAAGAAAGCUUACAAGAAAGCCAAGGAACGAGAGAAAUCGUCCUUGGACAAAAGAAAGCAUGAGUCUGAUUGGAAGCCCAAAACAUCUAAAUCAGCACACUCAAAGUCAAAAGACAGUGACGAACCUCACCGUUCUAAGACUGACAGGCCAGCUCGGCCGCCCCCACCUGCCGUGCCAGAUGCUGAGGGUCUGGAUUACACUUACUUUACCAACCAGCAUAACUCCACGCGCCAUUUCUCAAGACCGGAGUCCUCUCAUAAAGGUUUCCAUUACAAGCAGUAGAAACCUAGGCAUCUGCCUUGAAAAUGGACUCACUGUGGCAAAGGUCACUGGAUGAUGCAGGACGCAUUCCACGCUUCUUCCUUCUUCCUGUGUUUCUGUUCCUGGGAUUUAUCCUCAAGUGUUUUUCUGACCAUAAAUAAUUUUUAAUGCAUUUAAAAUGAUGUUUUGCUUAUUUCUGAUCAUUUGGGCAGUACAAGAAAAUCUAGCUUCUGAAUAUUGACCACCUCCAUGCUGCAUAUACUUCCUACAAAAUGCCAUUUUUCUUACAUACAGAGUAUUGGCAUCUAGGAACUAAGCUUCAUUUAGGAAUUAGAAUUUAGUGAAGAUCAUAUGAUCAAGGUAAAACAUAACGUUUGGAUAAGAUGCAGAUAAAAGAAGGUAAGAAAUAGUUUUGGGAGGUACAUUAGUGUAUGAUAUAUGGAAACACAGAGCCGUUUGUUUUUGUACUCUUCAGGAAAAGAAAAAUAUCACAACUGUAAAGUAUUAAAAAAAAACAUCUGGAACAGUUGAAACAUGUUACUCUGACCACCAGGACUGUAUGAGUUUUGCAGAUCCUUACAAAUUCUCCAGGGAAACUUGGCCUGGACGCGCUCUCACACUUUCUUGCUAUUGCUUCCUCAAUAGCAAGGCUUCUGAAACCUCGAGGCAUUGCCCAUUUAUUAGUAUUUAUUGGAAAAAACUUAUUUCUAUUAUAUCUUAACUCAGGUCUAUGUGAAGUCAACUAAAAAUGAAAACUUUCUAUUUCUUCUUUUAUUUUACACUUACUCAUACAGCCGAGGCAAAUGGAAUUAGGAAGUAAUGAUCUCAUCAUUCUCUCUGGCCAUAGACUGACGUUUUCCUCUUGCUUAAAAAACAUAAUAGUAUUUGUUGGCAACCUCUCACAGAUGUUUUACACAUGUCCCAAUAAUUAGGUUAAUUCAACUUGAAGUUGAUAAAGUACUUCUUUAUGCAAGUUUUUGAUUCUAAAUAUUCAUUAAUGAUACAUGAUCAUGAGAUCCUUAAUAUAAGACAUUUAAACUCCUCUUCAGGAAAUCUAGUCUUUGUCUAGCUCCUAACCUUAUGGAAAUACUUCUUUUCCCACCGUAGUAAGUAAACCCAAAUGUCAGUCAUGCUGUAUUUACACAUACAUACACAAACACACAUGUAUAUGUAUGUGUAUAUAUGUCUAUAUGUAUGUGUAAUAUAUUCACAGCUUGACUGCCUAUUAUUUUUCACCGUAUGGUGUUUGUUUAGGAAUGAAAUGUAUAGGCAACUAGAGAAAAAAGCUCUUAAUCCAUUCUUUCCCCAUUGGGAAAUGCCUUCCGUUUGCCUUACCUUUCCAGUGUUUAGAGUCAGGCAAUAUUCAGGAAGCUGUUUAGAGUAGUUUUGAGAGUAGAUUUGGAUCUUUCAUUCUCAGAAGGGUCUUGGGUUUCAUAAAGUUUUUGGAUUAUACGAAUUAGGGUAAAAGGUAUCUAAAAGAGUUAAGUUUUGGGGAGAUGAUAAUCAAAGAAAGAAACAAAACCCUAAGGAAGGGAGUCAUUUCAGAGAAAUGGGGAGAGGGAAAAUAAUAGGACUUUGAGUGGCCAUGAUGAAAUGAAUGAGGAAAAGCCUUCAUUUCGUCGGGGCAAACCAGAGUGGUCCUGGCUUUCCAUCAGACUGCAGAGGCGGUGGUUUCAAUGUCCGAAGCUGAGGCCUGUUGACUCACAGGAACGCUGUAGGUUUCUUUGUCUGCCCUGUGGUUUUGCUUCUUGUUUUUUACAAGUUUUUAUGGUAGAUUUAAAGAAAAAAGUAUUUUUAUUUGAUAGUAAGGCAAAUGGGCAAUAUCAUUUGCCAUAUUUUUAUUUUAUAAAUGUUUAUUUUUAUAUCUCAUGCAUUGAUCAGUUUUACUUUUAAAAUUCUGCAUUUCUCUUGCCUCACAUGUACUUUAUUCGAUUGUAUUUAUUAUUGUGAAAUGCCAACUGAGUAUAUUUCAUUUCAAAAUGUCAGGCCACUUAACACUUAACCAGGAUGUUAGUGUUUUAACUGUCUUAGUGAGUGACCAAAGGUGACAUUUUCCUUGUGACAUUCAAUUCAACUUCUGUACUGAAAAUUUGAUUUUGGGGGGGUUUUAAAAGAUUAGUAUUCUAAGAUAUUUUGAUUUAACUUAAUUUUUUGUAAAGCAGACACUUUUUAAAAAGAGUAUCAGAGUAAUUCUUUCCCCAUGAAUAAGGAGACAGAAAUCAAAGUCGACCAGUGAAAUCCUCUUACUCUUAUUCAAAUAAUGCGAUUAUCUUUGAGAUCAUAGAAGCAACUAACAAGAGUAUUUUAAGAAACUGCCAAAUUUCACUGCAUUCUCUGCUUUUCACUGUCAUUUUUUUAUAUAAGUGUGGAAGCUUUUAUUUUGUUCCUGUUCCUAGUACUAGAACACAUGCAAUUUAAUUUUUAGGCCCACAGUGCAUUAUGCUUUAAUGUUGUGAUGUAAACUAAUGCUUCUGGACUUGGAAAAUCUUUUUGUUUCUAUACCUCUGUUCUCUGGAGGCCAGGCUCUGUUAACCAGUGUUGCCGAAUGAGCGUAGUAUGUUAAGGAGCCUUUUACUGGACACACACAACCUCUCCCCCAACCUUGAUUUUUGUAGGUCAUUGCCGGAAGGCUGGUGAGGUAGGGUCCACUGAAACGUUCUGAGUUAAAAAGAUGUCGGCUCUAUGUCGGACUGGUACUAACAGUAUUGUUUACUGAGAGCCUAGACAGUUAUGCACACACUUUAAAAGAACAUCGAGAUUUUUAGAAAGUGACUUUGAAUACCAUUGAAAUACUAUUUCUCAAAUGUCUUUACAAAAACUAGCAACAGUCUAAUGAACUGCAAGAAAAAAUACAUGGCUUUUCAUUGUAGAGAAAUGUCUAAAGUAGAAAAGAAAGAUAUGGAGAGAUACUCCCAGGAGGAAAACCUUUCCAGAAUGACAGUGGCCACUUGGAUCUGCAUCAUCGUAUUCCCACUGUGUGACCAGUGGCCUGGUGCUCCCCACUGGGAACUGUGAACGGGACCCAGUCCCUUCUUUCCUUCUCUGCUGUGGCCCGCAGCCAAACUUCGGUGAUGGAUAAAUUCAUUGCUGACUUUGACCACACCUUUCCCUCCAUGUCAGGACUUUUUUGGUAUGAAAAUAAUUAACUUUUAACUGAUAAUUAUUUUUCUUUAAUACUGUCACAUAUUCUCUAAAUUCAUCUUGUGCCAAGUUGUUCUUUCAAACACCUAUUAUAAUAUGGUGCAUUCAUUUUACCACAAAAGUGGUUAACAUUUUAGAGCCUUGAUUUUUAAUGAGUAUUACCUUUGUAUAAAAAAUCACUUUGGGGAAUACCAGGGUUAUUCAUUUAUUCAGUGAUGACUUUCUUAAAAGAUAACUGGUGAUUGGCUAUAAAUCUUCAGCCAAAUAUAGGGACAACUAACCUGAGUAAUCAGCUUUCUGAAGGACUGAGAGCAGAAUACAACUUGCAUUUAAGGGUUUUUUUUUCCCCUUUUGGGAAAAUAGUAUUUGUGUAGGGGGUGUCGAUGUGGGAAGGGAGCACUGAUUGGGUAGAUUUCACUGUACAUAGUGUGCCAUAUUCUGAUAGCAUUGGCUUUUUAGAGAGAAUCAUAAAAAAUAGAGGUGUGUUUAUUCAACAUAAAGAAAAACACAGAUUUUUUAAAUACUUUGUUCAUUAGUUACUGCUCAUUGUCAGAGAAGUGACUAGAUUAAAAGUUCCCAUUUUUCCUCACAUCUGGUGGUGCCUGUGAGUCUUAAAGCCAUAACUGCUUAUCUUCCUAUUGCCGAAUCCUUUUCUCCCCUGUGCUCGUAAGAGGUAACAGGGGCAGGGAGAAGCAAAGACUGUCCAAAUAAUGCUGCGUGGGGCAGAGAGUCAUCCAGAUUCUUGGGGGAAGAAUCUGUUAUCCUGAUGAUAUUAUAUAAGGUCAUUAAAGGGAAGUGUCCAAGCUGUUGUUGCUCUUGCCAUUUAACUGUUGUUGGAAAAGCUGAAGUUUCAUUCUAGAGAAGCCAAGAAGGAAGCGGUAAACUGGGAAAAUCUCACUUCUACAAAGUCACUUUUCUGAUGAGACCUGCUCUUUCUGUCAGCAUUGUCUCGGGAGCAGUAUUGCCUUAAUUAGCGUGAUUCCAACCGAGGUCAGUGUAUUGUACUUCUUAUAUGUAAAUGACUGUCAACUCUCCAUUAUCCCUAAACAUCCUUGCUACCAGGAAGUUUGAAGCUCCUUCCACUGAGCUAUGGGUAACCGAUACACUGUUAGAUACAUCAUUUCAUGUCAAGUUUGCCUCGCUGUCUGCAGACGGGCGGUGGCAUGACCAAAAAGGCUGGUAGGAGGGGGGAAGUCUCCUGGCCAGAUUCUUCAGGUGAUCACUUCCUGAAUAAGUGAGAGUUGACUGUCUUUUUCCAUUAUGACUCUGUAGGGGAUAUUUCCAAAGGUUCUGUUACACACUAAAGUCAACUCAGUAUUGUCUUGUAAGAAUUUCAUCUGCACUCUUAGUGCGGAAGUGCAGGACAUUAACAACAAAAAGAAAACCAAACAAAAUAGAGACCUUUACUUGAAACUAGAGAUUUGAUGGUGUGAAGAGUCCUUCUGGUGUAUUACUUUCAUAGAAAAUUACCCAGGGGAACUCAUUGUGACGGGGAAGACACCAGGCUGUUCGUGGAAGGUUGUAGUUGAUGCCCCAAACUAACAUAACCGUCUUAAGUACUCAUGUUGAUGUAUGGAAAUAUCUGGUCCUAAAAACCACUCUUUCCCUAUGUAUUUGUGUGAAUUGCCUAGAAACAUGUCCCAAAUAGAUUUAAUGCGCAUUUGUGUAUUCUCAGCAACUAGAAAGUUUUUUCUCCUUUUGAGUGGCUCCUCAUGGCAUAGGGGCCCAGCACUAUGCUGGUUCCAGCGUUUCAGACAAGGACAGAAUUAAUUGUAUAACUCAGUUCCCCACUGUUUAUUGCUGAGGUUCAUGUCUAAAGAACAGAAUUAAAAGACAGGGUUUGAGGGACAUUUCUUUCACAAAGAGCAAGGAUUAAGAACAGUGAAGACAGUUGGGGGAAUUUCCUGUCACACGUUAUAUGCUUAGGAUAUGUUUUUGUUGCACUGAAUUUCAGACCGUCACUGCUAAAAUAGCUUCUACCUGUUAAAUUUUGUGGGAGGGGUUUUGAUGUUAGAAUAUUUUAAAAAACUUCUGGUUGAAUUAGUCUUUGAAAUCCCUGCAGAUUAUAACUUCAACUCUUGCUAUAAACCGAAAGCCCAGUGCCCUUUCUCUGAAAUAGCUAUAUUUUUUACCUGCCUCUUACAGGCAACCCAGUAUUUAUCUCAUGAGGUAUUGUACAUAAUGAGGAGGUAUAGUAGGAAGACAGCGUAUAAAAAUGAUGAUCCAAAAUGAGAAUUCUCUGAAAUGGUGUUUUCCUUGAGAAGAAUCUAUCCCAGCACAAUAUUAUAUUUUAAAAGGUGCUGAAUUAACCAAGUACAAGAGUUUGCUUGUAUAAAUCAAGUUGCUCAGGAAAUUUGAGGUGGUGCUGUCAUUUGUCUUACAAUUCGGAAAAGCACUCUUUUGAGACAGUUACUACACGGUACCCAGUUUCAGAUUCUUUUGACAUUUGCAACAUGGAUAUGUUUAAACAACAUGUAAGGCAUUAUCCCAAGUGCUCAUCAACUUGUAGCCAAGCCCCGGAGGGAAAGGCAGCUUUGGAAUGGUCACUUCAUGAAACUGAACAGUACCUUAAUGGAACAGCUGCCCAAGGACAGAAAACAGAAGCCACCUCAAACCACAUGCCUAUCUAGAGAUUAAGUGAAACUGUGAGGGACACUUUGUGGAUGCCUUAAAGGUGACCGAUGUGGGGGACUGGUGGGUGUGGGUGCACCCAUCUGGAUAAGCCGGAGGAGACGGUCUGUUUUAAUUCACCUUCACACAACACAAGUUGUUCCCGCUCAUGACCUCAUUGAGGAAAACAAGAAACAUGGUGCUGGUGACUUUCAUGUGUCUUGGGAGGUGGAGGUGGCAAUGUCAAUUGGACUCUCCAGUGCUCAAGCCUCCCUUAAAUGCCACUUACACAUCUACAUUAAUUCAUCUAUGCAAGCUUGUGUUUUUAUGGUUUGUUUUUUAUACCUAUGUUCCAUUUGAUUCUAUAAACAUCAGGAUUCACAUUGACAUUUUGAAUAAUUUUCAAACCAAAGUAUUGUAUAAGUUUGUGUGCUUGUUUUCCUGGCUGGUCUGAGGCAAACACCAAUAUUGUCCUUUUCUCUUAAUAAAGUCAUACAUUUGUUAAAGUC
This is a messenger RNA of Artibeus jamaicensis (Jamaican fruit-eating bat), 7984 nucleotides long. It is a transcript of the gene CCDC50, whose product is annotated as coiled-coil domain containing 50. Gene Ontology annotation, molecular function: ubiquitin protein ligase binding. Gene Ontology annotation, cellular component: cytoplasm. The record is from RefSeq and is a predicted model, not a curated record. The transcript has 12 exons. Bases 255 to 1745 code for a protein of 496 amino acids. NCBI's taxonomy places the organism in Eukaryota, Metazoa, Chordata, Mammalia, Chiroptera, Phyllostomidae.